AUGAAAGCAUCUGUCUUGACCUUGCCCAUGUCCUUCGCCGGUCUAAGCAUGGCGGUUGAUCUGCGUUCAGAUAUUCCAGAGGGCUACACCAUUGUACCUAUGACUUGGGUCGGCCCUAUCGAAGAAGGCGGCAAGAGCUACACCUUCAAGGGUACAGCUGAGGAGGUGUUGGCUCAGAUCGAAAAGCUUAACCCCAACUUCGCCGAGUUCGCUGACAGCAAAAUGAAAGAUGAUAGUAGUAAGUUUUAUCCGCGAAUCUCACAUCUGACUGCUCAGACUCGCGUUGCUUGCGAUGGCGGAGGUCCAAAUGGGGGCCAAAGCAUGCGCACCAAAGUCAGUGACGCGCGCCAAGGAAUUGAUCAUCUCAAAAGGCUUGGGGACUUUGGAUGCGGUGCUCCUGCAAGAUCGUGCGCACGCAUGACAUGCAAUUGGCAGUCUGCCAUCUGGUUCUGUAACGACAAUGACUACGAGGUCAGUGACCGUUGCGACUGGCAGGGCUACUUGGGUGAGCUGGUGAUUGAGAAAUGCCAGCGGCACGUCAAGGCUGACUGCUGGGUUCCCAAUCCCGUUUGUACCAAUUGCUGCCAGGCCAUUGACACGUGGCUUGUUAUGGGCGCUCAGUAUGAUGUACGAAAUUGGAACGUCAUGAUCAACGGAGGUUGCUAG
This is a messenger RNA of Fusarium subglutinans, 666 nucleotides long. RefSeq lists its product as uncharacterized. The coding region runs from base 1 to 666 and encodes 221 amino acids. The transcript has 5 exons. NCBI's taxonomy places the organism in Eukaryota, Fungi, Ascomycota, Sordariomycetes, Hypocreales, Nectriaceae. The record is from RefSeq and is a predicted model, not a curated record.